Molecule: messenger RNA, 651 nt
Organism: Ceratina calcarata
Lineage: Eukaryota; Metazoa; Arthropoda; Insecta; Hymenoptera; Apidae
Gene: LSm7
Product: U6 snRNA-associated Sm-like protein LSm7
Exons: 4
Coding region: 152-493 (113 amino acids)
Biological process (GO): mRNA splicing, via spliceosome; nuclear-transcribed mRNA catabolic process
Cellular component (GO): U6 snRNP; Lsm1-7-Pat1 complex; spliceosomal tri-snRNP complex
Molecular function (GO): RNA binding
Source: RefSeq, a predicted model, not a curated record
GCCACGAGUAUCGACUUUCUGGUAUAUCGAUACUCGCGUUCAUUCAAACGGGUAACCCUAACCUCGGAACUAAACGUUGCCUUAAAAUGCGUCAUACUCGUGUACCAGCACGAUAGUUAAUAACAUUCCCGGUUUCCAGCGGAAGUAAACGAUGUCUGCGACGAAACAGCAGCAGAAUGCGCACGGCGAGCCGAAAGAAAGGAAGAGGAAAGAGAGCAUUCUUGACCUAUCGAAAUAUUUGGAAAAGAAUAUUCGAGUGAAGUUUGCUGGAGGAAGAGAAGCUGCAGGGAUUUUAAAGGGUUACGAUCCUCUUCUCAAUUUGGUACUCGACAAUACCACGGAAUACCUCAGAGAUCCCGAUGAUCCAUACAAACUGAAUCAAGACACUCGUAUGUUAGGCUUAGUUGUAUGCAGAGGUACGUCUGUGGUACUGAUCUGCCCAGUCGAUGGAAUGGAGUCUAUUCAAAAUCCUUUUAUACAGCAAGAGGGCUAAGGGAACUUGAUCGUCAAUAAUUUUACUUUCUACCAGAAAUUCAAUUCGAAAAACUCGAGUGGUCGGACUAAUUAUUUUUUUCAUUGAGAGUAGAUAUAAGUUAUCUUAAACUAUGUAACACUUAUACAGUAAAUAAACAUGAUUUUUGUAUAAAAAUA